AUGAACCUUGCAAUGAGUGGGCACAAUGUGUUUAUUGGUGGCAAACCUGGAACUGGAAAAACGUACACUGUUAAACGGGUGGUCAACAGUUUGAAAAAUAUGCGUAAUGUAAAAGUUUCGUGUACGACUGGAAUGGCUUGUUCGCUUUACGAAGAAGCGAUGACAAUUCAUUCAUUUUCUGGAAUGAAGAAUGCAAGAUUGGAUGUUGAGUCGCUUGUCACAGGAAUAAUGAGUCAAGAGUCAGGAUGUACGCAUAAAAGAUGGGUAGAAACCGAUGUGCUUAUUAUCGACGAAGUUUCACAAUUAAGUGCAAAAAACUUUGAGAUCAUCAAUAUUUUGGCUCAAAGAGUUAGAGGCGUUCAAAAACUGUUUGGAGGGUUACAACUUAUAUGUGCUGGAGAUUUUUUUCAGCUACCCCCAAUUAAAAGUGAUGUAGAUGAGGGAAAAUAUUGUUUUGAGAGUCCAUUAUGGAAGCAAGUGUUUGGCCAUUCUGUUAUGCUGGAGAAAGUCUAUCGGCAGGACCCGAAAGAGAAGCAGUUUUUAAAUCUUCUUGAUGAAUUUGCUAUGGGGGAAUGUUCUGAUGAAUCUUUGGCUUACCUGAGAAAUGAACUAUGUGACAAACAGUUGGACUCUAAAGACUUUGGCGUUGCUUUUAUCCCUCGUAUAUUCUGUACCAAUUUUGAUGCGACCUUCUUUAAUAUGAACGAACUUGAUAAACUGCCAGGAGAAAGGAAAGUUUACAAAUCAGUAGAUACGUGCAGUGAGGAAAUUCUCAAUAAAGUAACAAUAGCAGAACGGGAACUUAUCUUGAAAGUUGGGGCAAAAGUCAUGUUGUUGUAUAAUGUUGCAACUAAACUUACUAAUGGUUUAAGGGGAAUAGUUGUUAAGUUGGAGGAAGAUGGGCCAACAGUUAAUUUCUCCACGGUUGGUAUAACAUGCAAACUUGGCAAAAGUUCUUGGUUUGCAUAUAAAUCCAGUACCAGUAAUUGUGUUGUUGGACAGAGAGAGCAGUUCCCAUUAAAGUUGGCAUGGGGAAUUACAGCUCACAAAUCACAGGGACAAACCCUACCUGCUGCAUACAUUCACAGUGGUAAAGAAUUUGUAGCUGGUCAGUUGUAUGUAGCAGCAUCAAGAGUAUCUUCACAAAAAGGUGUAUCAGUAUUGGGUUUCAAUCCUACCCGUCUG
Paramuricea clavata is the source of this 1185-nucleotide messenger RNA. Lineage: Eukaryota; Metazoa; Cnidaria; Anthozoa; Malacalcyonacea; Plexauridae. The record is from the annotation of a GenBank genome assembly.